Fopius arisanus is the source of this 3491-nucleotide messenger RNA. RefSeq names its product polyadenylation element binding protein orb (gene orb). Gene Ontology annotation, cellular component: cytoplasm; nucleus; neuron projection. NCBI's taxonomy places the organism in Eukaryota, Metazoa, Arthropoda, Insecta, Hymenoptera, Braconidae. Gene Ontology annotation, molecular function: translation factor activity, RNA binding; ribosome binding; mRNA 3'-UTR binding. The transcript is spliced from 5 exons. The record is from RefSeq and is a predicted model, not a curated record. Gene Ontology annotation, biological process: negative regulation of cytoplasmic translation. Bases 122 to 2113 code for a protein of 663 amino acids.
UUGUUUUUUUUUCUCAUUAUUUUUCUUUUUUCAUUUAUUUAUUAUUGAAAAUUGUGAGGAAAUGAAUAAAAAGUAACAAAGUAGUGCGUAACAUAAAUUGGCGAGAGAGAAAAGCAGUUCGAUGCCGUCCCUUCUGCAACAGUUGGCCAUGUCGUUUGAAGGAGAAAAUGGAAAUCCAUUAGAGGUAUCGAAUGAUGAGACCAUGAAACAUUCCCAGAACCAGCAUAGCAUGCCAAUGCAAAUGGAACAGAGGGAUACCAUGAUGAAAAGAGAGCAACAUCAGCAAAAGCAACAGCAGAUUUCACGAGAGCCUCUCCAUCAAUUCGAAAAAUCACUGAGUAACCUGUUGCUCGAUCUCCCACCACCCCCAAUACCGACACCUGCAUCCUACUAUCAAGCACACUCACAGGAUUCACUUUCAGGAUACAGGCCUGAAACAAUCAAAGAGGGGCACUUGGAUGGGAACAUGUCGAUUUCCGAUUUAUUCGGACUGGGAAUGCCAAGAGGGCCGCUAAUGGACAGCCAGUCGUCCACAGGUUUUUCUCCAGGAUUUCGACAUCAUGCACAACAACAUGAACCCAAUUUUGGACAGUACCACCAAUUCAAUUAUCAGCAAUUCGAUGACGAAAGUAGUGGCUACCAUACGUAUUCGUCGAGUAUCGACAUGCCAACUACACCGAAUUCGGUGACAACACCAGGAAGUCCCAGUACUACUGGGAGUGCUUAUUCCUAUCCUUACAGUUACUCAUCCAGCACAGUAAAUUCGUCUCCAUCGUCAACUCGUUCGUACUAUAAUCAACUGAGUUCACAGUCUCCAUCAGUUCGUCAAAAUUUGUGUGGUCGUGCUAUACGAGGUUCUCCGCCUUAUAGUGAUUGCAGUAGUCCAACGAUGGAUCAUCCUCAUGUAAUUGGUUGCAAUUGCUCGAGAUCCAAUUCCCCAGCGGAUUCCGAUAUGAGUGGAGGCAGCGCAGUGGAUUAUUCUCUGCCUGACAUGAUGAGUGUUUUAUCACUGAAUCGUUCAUGGUGCUCGGAUUCAAUAAAUUCAGCAAUGGAUUCGGAUAUGGAGAGGUAUCACAGCAAUCGGGCAACUGCAAUGCACCGUGUACCCAUGAAAAAAAUCGCUGCAGCACCACCGCCACAUGGAAUUCGUCAUCAUCAUUGGUGCCCAAAUGGCAAUCACGUUACGAGUUUUAAUCCACCAAGCACCGAAUCGCAGUUGUCAUUGGAUCGCGCUGCGAAAUUCCACAGAAAUGCUGCUGCUCUUUGCGAGGCUACACACACCUGGAGUGGUACUCUACCAAUGCGUUCCCAGAAACUCACUGGAUUUUCGUCAAAAGUUUUCCUUGGAGGAUUACAGUGGGAUAUCACUGAGGCACUUCUCAUUAACACUUUCAAGCAGUUUGGUCCUAUAAAAGUUGAUUGGCCAGGUAAGGAUCAGUCAGCUGCUCAGCCCAAGGGAUAUGCUUAUAUUAUUUUUGAAUCGGAGAAACAAGUGAAAGCUUUGCUUUCAUGUUGUACACAAGUGUUCUCCAAUGGUGGAAGUUACUAUUACAAAAUUUCAUCAAAGAGGAUGAAGGGAAAAGAUGUUCAAGUUAUUCCCUGGGCAUUGAGCGACAGUAACUUUUCCAAGACACCUCAGAAAUUGGACCCAGGAAAAACAGUUUUUGUUGGUGCCCUCCACGGUAUGCUGACAGCUGAAGGGCUGGCAAGGAUCAUGGAUGAUCUCUUUGAUGAUGUUAUCUACUGUGGUAUUGACACUGAUAAACACAAGUAUCCCAUUGGAUCAGCUCGUUUAACUUUCAGCAGUAAACGAUCCUACAGGAAAGCUGUUGCUGCCGCAUUUAUUGAAAUUAAAACAGCUAAAUUCACCAAGAAGGUACAGAUUGAUCCAUACCUCGAAGAUUCAGUGUGCUCUGGAUGUUAUGUACAGCAGGGGCCAUAUUUCUGUCGUGAACCCAUGUGCUUCAGAUAUUUCUGUCGCACCUGUUGGCUCUACCAGCAUUCGCUAAGAGCCAUGCGCCAUCACAAACCCCUCACUCGUAACUCUAAAAUCAAUCAGGUUGUUGGGUUAACACCAAACUUUGGUUUAAACGGUGCUGGCAACCGUCUCUAAGUAGGAAUAAUUUAAGUGAAAUUAUUAAUCACCAAUCACCACCUGGAAUUUCACUUAUAGUUCGGAGCAACCCCUUUUCUAAAUUUUUUUUUUCAAUUUAAUUAAGGGGGUUUGGUUGAUGGAAUGGUUUUUUUUUUCUCAUUUCGAGAGGACGAUAAUUGGCACCGGCGAUCGUAAAACGUGGCUACUUUGUUAAUAAUUGUUUCUGUUUUUUUUUCUUUUUUGCCUAUUAAGGUAUGUUUUGAAUCACAAUGUUAUUAUCAGUAAUAAUAAGUUGAGCCGUUAACCCUUAAAAGUUACACAUGAAUGAAAAAUACCCGUAAAUCAUGUGAACACACAAAAUGAAAGAAUAAUUGCAAAGGAGAGAGCGUUAAAAUACCAAUGCUUAGAUCCAUUGAGGGUGUAUUUUAUUUAUUCGUUUAUUUGGGGACUGACUCUCAAGUUACCGUGCAAAUAUUUUUUUUAUUGACGGAGGUGAAUAUAUAUUGAGAAAAAUAUAUACAUUAAUCGUGCUAAAUUGUCAACGCACUGAAGAACAGUGAAUGGAAAAUAUUCGAUCGAGCUAGACUAGAUCUUGGCUUUUAUAGUGAAAUAAUGUUGGUUUUUUUUCACACUAUGAGCAUAGGGAGUCAUUCACUGUUUGAUAAAAAUGUAUCAAUUUCUAAAAAUAAUCGAUAACAUUGACUUCUAUUACGUUAUUAUGUAUUGAGUGACAGUUCACUCUGGUAAUUACUAGAUUUCCUAUAUUGUGUCUUAGAGUUAUUCGGCGAUCGGAUACUGUGCGUUAUUAAUCAUUGGAGUAAGUUUUAUUUAUUUAUUUUUUUUUUUUUCAUCUGAAUACUUGAUCGCUGAGUAUCAUCAUUAUUUGGGUGGUAUUUACUCACAUAACAUACGUCCAACGUAAACAGAAGUCUAAACAAAUCGAUUAUGUAGUUGAACAUUGCUCGAGGCAGUUGAUUGUGUAGAAAAAAAAAAGUUCUAAUGAUGUUACUUGAGGCACGAUAUUUAUCCAAUACUUUCAUUCAUUAUUGUGUCGUUAUAUAUAUUUUUUUUUACAUACAGUUGUAUAAUGUAACGAUUUUGGGCUAAUCAGGACUGCAAGAGGGCCGUAAGUUAGUGAGAAGAACAAUGUAGCAUAAUGUCUGUGAUACGCGAGUGAAACUGUUUUCUCAAUUAAUCAAAACUGUAUUCAUUAUGGGCGAUUCAGCACAGACUAAUUUAUUUGUUGACGAAAUUUAAUAAGAAAAAAGUACACGGUUUACAAUUUCCAAGUGCAAUUGUAGUGAUUCUAUUAUGAAUUUUUUUUUUUUCAUUUUAUUUUUACUUUUUUUUUUGUCUUUUGUUUCAAGCAAAAAUCUCAAGUGUAAAUGGGUAAAAU